Molecule: messenger RNA, 12240 nt
Organism: Stegostoma tigrinum
Lineage: Eukaryota; Metazoa; Chordata; Chondrichthyes; Orectolobiformes; Stegostomatidae
Gene: zfyve26
Product: zinc finger, FYVE domain containing 26
Exons: 42
Coding region: 164-7918 (2584 amino acids)
Biological process (GO): mitotic cytokinesis; regulation of cytokinesis; double-strand break repair via homologous recombination
Cellular component (GO): lysosomal membrane; centrosome; midbody
Molecular function (GO): phosphatidylinositol-3-phosphate binding; metal ion binding
Source: RefSeq, a predicted model, not a curated record
CGAGGCUCGGCUGAAGCCGGAGUAGCUGCAGAGUUUGACUGUACCUUCGUCCAGUCUUAAAACAGCAUCCUAAAGUGGUCGGUGGAAUAUCACUGCCCUGGGAACGAUAUAAAACAAUGCAUACUAAAUGGUUUAUUGGCCUAUAAUGUAAAAUAUCUUCAUCAUGGAAGAAUCUUCAUCUGGGAAAAGCACUAUGAACGUGCAUCCAUUUGGGAAGGAGGAAGAUGACUCGUUAGAGAGACUGUUUGUGUUCUUUUGUGAGCAGUUGCGGCUGGGGAACUGGGCCUUAGCACAAGCAUGUAUGCCCCAACUAAGGCAAUGGCAAGCUGGUGGUGCAGGACAAGUGAAGGAAGUCCUCCAGGCAAUCAUUGUCUGUCCAUAUAAGCUAAGGUGGGAGACGAUUUCUAGCCCUCAUCGACUUGCCUGGCUGUGGCUACUGGAGCUAGAACGUUGGUGGUCGCAUGAACAGAUAUCGCUUCCACCAUUUGUCAGAAGGGAGAUUGAAUUCUUUUUGCUCCUGGAACAGCUACAGCCACAAGUCUCUCAAGAUGUCUUAAAGGAACUAAAUGAUAUAUUUUUUAAAUGUCAUAAUCCUGAUGUGAUGAUUGAGAAGCAAGAGGACAUCAGCGCCUAUACAUUAAGUCCUGAGGCAUUUUCUUCUUUGUGGAAACUUUUACCCAGGAACCCUCGACUUGUGAAGGCUGUGGUUUCUUAUUUGCUGGUAGAAAGUAGUGAAAGUUCUGCUGUGGAGUACAACCGUAGGCUACAAAAACUAUUCAUUGACUUUCUGCAGGAUGCUCUGUGUGCAUUAAAAGAAGCUCGCAAGGGAAAUGCCAAGAAUGGAUCCGUCAUGGAUGUGCAUGAGUUAACAAAAAAACAAAUAUAUGCUAUUGUUUCUGUGCUUACUUUUGAUGUGGAAAGGCAGGCCUAUGAAAUCCAGCAGUUAUGUGAGGAGCUCUAUGAUGCUUGCUAUGCAACAGAAUAUGGACUGUGUGAGGAGCACUUACUUGGCUUCAUGCUUAGAAAAUCAGACCAAAAUCUGAUUAAUUUGUACAGCGCCGUAUCUAUCAAGAAGAACAAAGAGAAGCUGCUAGCUCAAAUCUCACCUCAAAGAGUUUCUCUUGGACUAUCAGAGGCUGAAGAAGUAACGUUAGCAUCAUUAGCAGACUCUGAGGAACCUCUUUCUUGGAAGGCAGCCUACUUCUACAGCACGAGUACCAGUAAGCACUUUCUGGAACAGGUUCUGGUUACUGCUUUGCAAUUAAUAAAGCGGGAGGAUUACAGCACUUUAAGCAAAUUAACAAAGAAGACAUUCAAGCCUCUUUCGCGACUCAUGGUGUUGUUGGGGUGGACUCACUGCCAAAGUCUAGAAUCAGCUCAGAAUCUACUACGUACGCUCCAUCAAAGCAAGGAGCAAUGUUGUGAUGCUGUGCUCCAAGACUUCUGUGGUGGGUUGUCUUCUCACAUUGAGGUUCUUGAGUGGUGUUUGAAAUGGAACAGGAACAGCAUUCUUGAAACGGAUUUAAUUCGCCAUUUGCACAGUUUGGACAGCCACUCUGCUUUGUAUAGUUUACAUCACCUUACAAACCUGCCUGCACUGAAAGUGGAAGAUGUCAUUGGCCUCCUUCAGAAACAAUCUGCUAAUGGAAAUGGUGCAAGGUCUCAAAGCAUGACUCAGCGGCGAAAUGUGACAUUGUAUCAAGCAUUGUGUGCCCUUAAGUAUGCCAUAUAUGCAAUCUGUGUAAAUGCACACCAGCCAUCUUUGUGUAAGGACUGUCCGUAUUGGUCACUGGAAGCAGCUGUGAAAGAUGUUUCGCUUGAAACUGAUCAUGCUUGGAAUCAAGGUUGUUCUUCUGUUUUCAAGUUUUAUCUGUCCAGGUGCCAAGAGUUUCUACACAUGAUCCCUGCUCCUUUUCGAUUAGAGGUGUUGGAGAAUAUCUUCUCUUUAUUAUUUUUGUCCUAUAAUGACCUCAAUGGAGAUAAAACAAGACAUGAAGGACAAUUUUGCCUUGAAGAAGAAGGAGACACUGAACAAAUACAAGCAGCAGUGGGUUUUGACAGAAUUGUAGAACACUUCGAAUCCACAUUGGAAUUUGUGCAUAGUGAGCACUCAAGCGCUGGUUUGGAUGAGAAGGCUCCUCUGAAGAGUUCACGGGUCCUCCGUAAUGGCUGUAUGCAGAAGCUGAAUGUCAAAAACUUUGUAUCUACGUCUGCAGAAAAUGAUACAACAGAGCAGCUAGAAUAUCUGAAUCUAAAGCAUUUUGCUAUGACUGUAAAUCGUGGAAAUGACUUUUUAGUGAAUGCAGUGACGAUGAACAUAUUUCUGGAGGUUUUAAAGGAUCAUCUGGACGCACUGAAACACCAAAUUCCUUGGACACCCUGCAGUGUUCCUAAGGAAGAUAUACAGUUAGUUGAGUGCCUGAAUUGUUCAAUUAGUGCAGAAUCUUUUGAGAGUCGAUUAGCCAAACUUUCCAGGUACAUCUGUGAAGCUCAAUGGAGGUACAAAGUAGUGACAAGCAAUGGAACAGCUGAAGGCGACUUGCCUUGCUUCACUAAAAGUCACCGACCGCUGUCAAAGUAUUCUACACUAAAGAGACGAAACAGAGUACGAAGAAAAAGGAUGGAGCAUCGAGCCAGUUCGCACUUGACAGUGGAGAAUGUGAGUGGAGAUUUAAGUACGAGCACCUCAGAUGGAAGUGUGGUAAAUUUUGCUGUAACAAAUGAACAGCAAUUUAAACCCCAAAUCCCACGAUGUAAUCUUCUGCUUCCCAUGAUGUUGGCUCCGCCAGAGUCCCUUCUCAUUUCCUGCAUCCUUAGAGGAAACUUUGCCCAAGCACAUCAGGUGGCGUUAAUGUUUGAGUUGCAGUCAUCAUACUGCUAUGGUGAACUGAUCUUUAUGGAACGAUAUCAACAGGUGAUCAAUGAACUUGCUAAAGUAGAACAGAAAAUGGAGAACAAAGGCAUAGACAACACCAGUCACAAAUUAAGUGUUGGGAGAUUCACACUUCAGGCAAUCGGUGAUGCUGCAGCAGCAGGUAUGGUGUUUUAUUCCAUUUCUGAUGUUGUUGAGAAGCUGAUCAAUUCAUCUGAGGUUGCCAACUCAGCAUUGCAGGAGGAUUUCUGGAAGAGUAAAGUAAAAAUUGAACCAACCAAUCCUCUGAAUGAGAUUCUGGAGGAUCUCAGUGGUCCUGCUAUGGCUGUCUUUGACCUUGCUUGUACCCAGUGCCAAUUGUGGAAAACCUGUAAACAACUCCUAGAAACUGCAGAAAGGAGGCUUGUGGCUGCCUUUGAGUCCAAAGGCAGAAAGAUCGAUUGUGUUCGUCAUAAUCCAGAUGGAAUCCAAGGUUUUCCUGCAAUCCUUCAGCGAAUGACCAAAAUCGUGAACUAUUCUCUCAGCUCACAUGGACAACCCAAAGCCAACCCUGCUGAGGACAGAAUUGCCAGUCACCUGAACUGCAGUGUGACAGAGCUCUUACUAACGUGUUACCCUGCCCUUUCUGAGGAUUGUGUCACUUUACAGCUCAAUUUAUCAGAGCGACUGGAACAGAUCACACAGAAACUUCAAACAGCAAUAAACUCUCCUGAUCUAAAAGGAAAUAUACUCACUUGCUUGGAACAAACAAGUUCUCGAUCACAAGAUCCAGAAUGCCACACCAUCCAAAACCAGAUGAAGCAGCUAGUGAAGAAUCUAGAUCAACGCAUUCAAGAUGUGAUGGAUAAAGAGCAGACAAGAGCAGACUAUGUGCAAAGCAUAUUUGAUUACAUUAACACAUUUGUGGCUGUACUCGUUCGAAGUAUGAACCGAGAUAUAGAUCAAAUUGCAGAGGUAAAAGUAGGAAAUCCCUUCAUAAUUCUGCAACAGACCCCAUCACAACUUUUUGCACAUUUACUUUUCGAGAAACCAACUUCUCCUGACCGGAUAUUCAUGAUGCUGCAGAAGGAAGAAUUGAACUUGAGUGUACAGCAAAUUAUUAUUAGGUGCUGCUGUGAGAGUCUUCCUCUUUGGAAUACCAGGAGAUUCGACUACUGUUCUACUUUCCUCAGCGAAGUGACUGAACUGAUAAAAGGACAUUCAGAGCGCUGCCUUCCUGAUUUAGGAAUUGUCUUUCCAAGUUCAUUCCAUCUUACAGAAGAAAAUCUGAAAGAUGAAUCUGCAGAUUCUUCCCUGGGACCGUAUUCUCUUAUUUCUUCUGCACUGAAUUUCAUCAAGUCUCGUUCAAAGUUGCUUGCGGUUCUUGUCUGUUUAACAGCCACCCAAGGUCAAAGGGCACUUAGGCACAGUCUGUCAUGGAAGGAUCGUUUGAGUGGCCGCACAGAGGCAUCCCUUGACAUGGAACAGAUCUCCAAGGAGUGUGAACAGUUAAUGAAGGAAUUUCCAAUCCUUGAGCAUUUUCUUUAUACAAUGGCUGAACCUUUACCUGGAACCCGUGAAGAAACUGCUAGUCUCCAGGACUCUCUGUGUGGUAACCCGUGCACUACCCUUUUGCUUACGGGCCUUCAUUCUAAGGUAGCUAUAAGCACAUUGUCUGAAAUCUUCAGGCAAGUCUUGUGUGAUGGUCACUGGCUCAAAGCAUUGAAAAUUCUUGACUUGUAUGUUGAUGAAAAUGAAGAAUUUGAGAAACUGAAGGAUAUCCUGCUCAGCUUUGCAGUUGUAGGAGAGCAAGAAGGUUGGAAAUAUGUGUUCCGCAUAAAAACUGCUGCUCUAAGGGCUAAACUUGUCCUCCACUGCUCAGAGAAGUGGCCACUUGGUGCUUGUCUUGACGUUCUGUCGUAUUGUCUAAGUGAUCCUGGUACAGUUGACGGGGAAUUUAAGUCCAGUCUACGCAAAAAGAAGGAGGAACUUCAGGUUUAUGAGAAGAUCCUUAACCUGGGAUCUCCAGUACCUUGGUCCGGCUGGCAGGAACUGCGGAAUGAAUCCAGUCAGAAUCCACAGGCUGUAAUGGACGUCAUUUUGCAGGCAGGGGAGUUUGAGCUUUGUGAGUCUUGGGUCCAGCUGCAUCCUGUGCCAAUGCACUUUAUAAUGAAGCUCAGACGUGAAUAUCUCCUUCACCUGCUUGAGAAAGGCGAUGGAGAGCGAGCAUUCCAGCUCCUGCAGGGAAUCCAUGAUUCUGACAUGUGCCAAGCUGUAUGUGAGCAAGCUCUGGAUCAGCAUCCAGGGCUAGCUGCUUCUCACUUUCUGGCCAAUUACCUUACCAUGCACUUUCACAAGAGUCUAUCUGCUGCACGCCACCAUGAAAUUCAAUCCAUGCGCAUUGGAUCAAAGCUUUUACUAAGUCUGCCAGAUUCAGCACGUGAUGUCUAUUCGCAUCUGUCAUCAAACCCAUUGCUGAUGUUGGAGCAGCUACUCAUGAAUAUGAAAGUGGAUUGGGCAUCAGUGGCUGUCCAGACACUUCAUCAACUGCUUAUGGGGCAAGAAGCUGGUUUUGCCAUUGAAGACAUUGAUUGCCUUCUUUCUAAAUAUGCAGCCAAGGCUCUUGAAGUUCCCUUUGCAGUGCGAGAGAAAGCACGAUCAGAUUCUGUAAUCAAUCUACAAGAUUUGCUCACUCAGAGUGCAGGACCAGAAAAUUUUCCCACACCACCAAAUCUCGAGAGAACGCCAAGCAUCUGUUCUGGUAACUCUACUCUUCAAGGACCAACUAUCCCUCGAGAAGGAUCUCUUCGAAUUUCUAAAUCAAUCGGUGAAUUUUUUCCUCCAGAAAACCCACCAUCCAAGAAAGACUGGAUACCUGAUGAUAAGGCAAUGUUUUGCAUGGUCUGUUGGAAGGAAAGGUUUACCAUGUUUAAUCGACGGCAUCACUGCAGGCGUUGUGGUCGUGUUGUUUGCCAGUCCUGUUCUACCAACAAAGUGGUUGUUGAAAACUGCAGAGAGAACCCAGCAAGGGUUUGUGACCAAUGUUACAAUUAUUAUCAUGGGAGCGAAAAAGUACAACUAGAUCAAGGUGAAGACCCCAUAUGUUGUGAUGGAGAAUUGGACCUUGCCGUAGCACUCCAGAUGCCGCGUCAGUCAGAAUUACAUUGGAACCUGACCCUGAGCGAAGAAGACAAUGAGAACGAACGCAGUGAGUUUUUCUAUGAACAGGCUCCAAGUGCUUCCUUGUGUAUUGCCAUCUUGAACCUGCACAGCAAUAGUAUGGAGUGUGGCCAUCAGUUGAUAGAUCACUGCAGCAGACUGUCUCGUGCAUUGACGAAUCCAGAAGUGGAUGCUUGCCUUUUAAUAGAUAUCAUAAAGCAACUUCUUUUCAGUGCUAAAAUGAUGUUUGUGAAAGCAGGAAGGAGCCAAGACCUUGCACUUUGUGACAGCUAUAUCAGCAAGGUGGAUGUAGUGAAGAUUUUAGUUGCUGCAAACUACCAGGAUGUGCCUUCUCUUGAACAAAUCCUUAAGCCUGCAGCCAUCACGAGACUGAGAAAUAAGCUUUUGGAAACUGAAUACUAUGCACUGGCUGUUGAGGUUUCAACGAAGGGUCUACUAGAUCCGAGUGGAGUCUGGCAUGCUUGGGGGUUAGCCUGCCUCAAAGUGGGGAAUCUGUCUGCAGCUCGGGAGAAAUUCACUCGCUGCUUAAAGCCACCAUUUGACCGAAAUCAACUGUCUCUUGGUCCUCCACUUUUGCAAGAAAUAGUGCAGCACCUAGAAACAUCUGUUAAACCAGCCUUGCCUGUGCAGGAUGACGACAUUCUUGCUUCACUGAAAGAAUUGGAGACAAUCUUAAAGGGUGAUGGUACAAGUUUUGAAAUCACAGGGGAUGGAAAGAUCAAACAAAAGGUCUUUUACCAAGAAUGCUUGUACUACUUGCAAACUUAUGGUACUAAUUUGGCUAUUAUUAGUUUUUAUAUGAGACACAACUGCAUGAGAGAAGCAUUGCAGCACCUACUAGAUAAGGGUUGCCCUGAAGAGGUGUUCAUGCAAGGGAUUUUCAAACCAAGUUAUGAAAGUGGCAAACUGCAUGCUUUGGAAAACUUGCUGGAACAUAUGGAUCCAAGCCUGGAGAAAUGGAGUUGCUAUUUGAUUGCAUCCUGCAAACAUUUGCAAAUGAGGGGUUUCUUCAACAUUCUGUAUGAUCUGCAGCAAUUUAUGAAGGACCACAUGCGAGCAGCUAUGACGUGCAUCAGAUUUUUCAGUCACAAAGCAGAAUCCUAUAAGGAACUUGGAGUCAAUCAAGGUUGGCUGACAGAAGCCAAGGGUCACCUGAAAACAUAUUUGCAAGAAGUGUCCCAACGUAGUUCGUCAAGAAGGAAAAUUACCAGUUCUUUUCGCAAGCAAAUGUCUGCAGCUGAUGUCUCAAGGUACAUGAAUACAAUUGAGCUGCAGAUUGAAGUAACCAAAUUCUUGCAUCGUUGUGAAAACUCGGGGACUUCAAAGAGCUGUGGACCCCCAGCCAGUCUCUUUGGCAAUACCAAAAUGAAGAUGGAAGUCGCGUGCAAGGUUCUGCUUGGAGGCAAAAAUAUUGAAGAAGGUUUUGGAAUCUCUUUCAGAGUUAUUCAGGCCUUUCAGUUGGAUGCUGCCGCUGUAUAUGACAAAACUGCAAAACAUUUACUGCAACAUCGCAAGUUCUGUCAAAUCAGACAGUUAUUGAAAUGUGUCAGUGAAUCGGGAGUAGCUAGUGGCGAUGACACUGAUAACCUCCUUAUCCGAUUUAUUGAAGGUGGCGAUGAACACCUUUCACAGUCAAAAGAUCUGGAGAAACUGAUUCUUGAAAUGAAGAAAGAUGAAACUAAGAUUAGAGCCUUCCUGUUGUGUCGUAAAUAUCGCUCUGCCUACUUGGUUGCUGUGAAGCUGGAACAAAUGCAGGCAGUGCGCAAUGUACAGGAAGUGCUAGAGGCUGCUGAAAGAGCUGAGGAUGAACUCAUACCAAAAAUUUGUAGGGACUGGCUGAAGUCACACCAGCUUAAGACUGUACAACAAAAAACCCACCGCAAGUAAUCUGGAAGAAUCACGAGGACAAAAAGAAUUGUAAUUGCUACCUCAAAAACAUUUGCCAUGAAAUAUUAGGCUUAACAAAAAAAAGACAAGAAUGAAGUCUCAAAGAUUCUUUGUACAAUUAUGGAUAUUGUAGUAUCAUUUUGUUAUGUAACCUGAAGAAAUCUUUACAUUUUAAACUUCAAGUAGAAAAAUGAAUUGGUAAGCUCUUUUGUACUCCUCCCCAUCUGCAGCAUUCUGAUUUUGGAUUUAUUUCAAGAUAACUGGCUGUGUAAGCCAUAAAGCUCGUUAGACGGGAGUUGACUAUUUGGCUGAUUAGAGAAUGGUGCUGUAAUAACUGGUUUCUUGGCAGAGUUUUUUUUAAAGAGUGGAGGUUAGUAACACUGUGAGAGAGUUGAUCUCAUUCACAUGAAGCCUACAUGGGUUGCUAUUUGGGCAGGGGAGGGGGAGCGGUCAAGACAAUUCCAAUUUCAUGUCUUGUGGUUGUGGUCAGUGUUGCAUAGUCUCAACUCCAUUUGGUUUGACUUGCCUAGUUACGCUAAUUUAACCAGAUCAUUUUUACAGAAAACCUGAUGCUGCUGUACAAGUACCAAUGUGAUUUAACACUUUUCCAGAGCAGUUUCCAUUGAAACCUGAGCUUUGAAGUGGAACAAUACGUGCCACAUUGCAGAAAAUGCAAUGAUGAAGUCACUUUUUGGAGCGUGACCACCAUCCCCUCCAAGUUAUCGAGCAAAAAUUUAUAAAUGUCAGCAUCAGCAUCACAAUCAGCCAGACGUUUCCCUGAUGACGUUUCAUGAUGUCUGCUGUUGUCAGUCGGCAGCUUGAGAAUUCCAUUUGCACCUUUAGUGACUUGACUUAUCUAGAGGUGACCAAAUAAAAGCAAGGUUUCCCCCUCCUUGUAACACUAUUUUCCUCCCUCACUUAUUUCUUAAGGUAACAAAUCUUCAAUGUGUGCUGUUUCACAGUGCCUGUGAACCACUAGUAUCUCACGCUGAUGCCCCAUAUAUGACCUGACCUGCUGAAUGUCUGUUCCACUAUGGUCUCAGCAUAGCCUGACACUGUCCUCAUAUACUCUCCCAUGCAGCAAGUGAUGUGGAGUCACUAAGUAACAGAAACCCUCACCUCUUCCUGACCAUGUUCAGCCCAGUGGUCUUGUAGAAGCUAUAGAACUAUUUAAGCUCUGCCGUCCUAGUUAUGUAUGACUAAGUCAGCACAAACCUGAGUUAGUACAGUUCACACAAAAAGUACCACUUUGCUACACAUUGUCAAAUGGAUUUAGAGGUUAACUUGUUUUCAUGGUCAAACUGGACUUAUUUUUGCAAGUUUUUGGUUAUGGAGCUGUUAAUUUGAAAAUGGUUUGCCACUUUUGAGAUCCAGUUUGAAAGACAAGGAAAACUUUCUAUUUUAAGUAAGUAACUAAAUUACUUGUGUUUAGAUUCAAGUACAAAUACAUACCAUGCAUCAAAUCAAAAGGUAUAUAUUUUAAGUACUAAACACAGUUUUACUGUUUCUAACUUCCUGAUCUGUUGCACUUGGAUAAAUAAUGGCACUGCAGCAAUUUGUGUGAUAUUCAUCAUGAAGUGACAUUAUGUAAAUGCAAACAGUCGGGCUGCACACUGCAAUCACCAACCCAUUUCUGAUCACUGCGAUAGUACAGGCAGGUUCCAGGGACUUGUGAGAUAAACAUGUGUUUUGUUUAUCCCUGUCCAGAGUUGAGUGUUAGAUACUUUCAGUAUGCUUGAAAAAUGUCACCUUAGUCUCUUCUAAUUGUUCAGAUUCAAUAGUGACGGUUUGAUGCUGUACUUACAACACAAGAUAUGCUGACUUUACAUGUCAGUGGGGACAUUUUUAUAAAAUUUUCACUCAAGUUUUGAUAGUGUUAUGCUAAACUCUGAAUACCUGACGACUUUUGAUAUUCUAAAUUAAUUCCUGAUUGAAAAUGAUAGUUUGCUUGCUGAAAUAAUGUAACAUCAUGUUGCAGCCAACUUGAAUUAAUAGAAUACAUGUAUAAGAACUAAUACCUUAACUAGUCAGAAUAAAAGUCUCUUUUCUUUAUUGAUGCAAUGACUAUGUAACAUCAACACACUUUCCAUCUAAUAUUUUCUUUCACUUUGAGAGAUGCCUUAUUUUUAUAAUGCGUACAAUUUAGACUUUUAUAUUUGGGAGUUUUAAUUUCUGAGAAACAAUAUUCAGUAUUGCUUGUUUAAUCAGCAUCACAUCAGUCUUAUAAACAUUGUAAGAAACUUGUAUUGGUGGCAUGACAGUGUUGCAUUAUGCAGUUACUUGUCUAUUUUCAUUCAUUAAUAGUGUAUGAUAUUGUUUGUAAAUAUUGCAAUUCACGUAAUUAUGAGCCAGGACUGUAAAUAUGCUUAAUAUUUUUAUCAUAUAUUGUAUUUAGGAUUCUGUCUAGAUAAAGGCAAAGUUUAUUGUGUUUGGAUUGGUACAGGGCUGCGUUUACAAUAAACAUCCAAAAUAUUAACAGGCUGAAAUAUAUCGAGGAUGUGAAAGAAGUGGCACAGUGAAAUGCUGUGUAGUACAAAGAGGUUAAAUGGUAUUACAAGUGCUUUUUCUCUUGGGAAAUUGUUACUAUAAUUGCUUUAAAGCCAUUCUUUUGAGAAGACAUGUAAUGCUGCACAUGGUUUUUCCAAAUUGUUGUAAUAUGUGGAUCUUUAUUCAAUGGAAUGAUGGCAUUCCUACAAUGCAGUCUAUCAGGAAAUGCAUACCUGUCAUAAUAAGCGUAGCUUUACUACAAGCCUGCAAAUAGAACAGAACAUUGAGCAAAGCGAUCAAAUGAGAAACCCCCAAGAAAUGCAGCAGGUUUUGAAGUUGGAAGUAAAUACUAAAUGCUGUAGCUCAGCAUUCUGAUUGCCUGUGUAGCCAGUAAUUGUUUGUGUCUGUUUGUAGGGAGGACUACGCUGGGAUGCUGGACACAGUAAGCUUCCUCAUUAGCUCAAACCUUAGUAAUUAACUCUUUGAAAACUAAUUCAAUCAUUUAAAUCUAUGGGAUUUUGGCAAGUCUGACAUUAAGUACGCAUUGAAAUUGAUAGUUUUAGAAGUUUUGUUUUUAAACUGUUAUAUUACUUACAUCAAAGAAACAGUAUCCAAUUUUAAAAUUGUAAUGUCUAAGUUAUUAAAAGUUAUGGCCACUGUGUCCAGUUUCAGUCACAGAAGGCUUCUACAGAAUUACAAAAGCAUUUGGGCUGGCAUUGCUUUUAAAUUAAUUUACUGAUGAAAGCAUAAAAUUGAAGACAGUGCUCCCUUGUUUUAUGAAGGGUUUAGCUUUCAAUGCAUUGGAGGUCUGUAUUUGUAGGGUAUCUAAUUCAGUCUGUUUACUUAUGAAGAGAAAACAAAGUGUGAAAAGUACUGGUUGGGUUUUCAUUACUGAGUGAUUUUUUUUUGCACUUGCUCUCUGCUGGCUUCCCACCAGCAGCAAAUUCUAUGGCACUGACAGGUUGACACUUCUCUCCCCCCUGAGAAAAUGAGACCCUCUCCUUUUAAACUGUUUGAGAAUGAAUAUAUUGAACACUUUUGCUGCAAGCAGCCUUCAUUUCUUCAGCUGUGUGUGCAUCAAAAUGAGCAGGUAUUUAAUAAGGAGAGGUUCAAUGGGCUGUAUAGGGAAUAGGAUAUUGAAUGUUUCACUAAUGUAUCCCUCUAUAACCGUUACUAUAAUCGAAUUGCCUAUUCUUUGUCCAUACAAGGAUCUAUUAUUGAAUUCUGGAUAAUAAUGUCUAAUCACUAGUGUCUUUCUUAAGUUUUUUUAAAACUAAACAUAAAUGCUGAAAGAUCCAAGUUCCUUCAUAGCUCUUGCCCGAGCAAUCCAAAUUUAAUUCAUUUCUACGUUAAAGUUGUGGUUGACAUUACACUGAUUUAAAAAAGAUGAAUAUUUCAGAGCUUUAGCUGACUUUAUUUGACUUUUAAAGUGGAGUAGCAGAUAUGAAGAAUUAUGAUUGCAAUGUGAGAGUUCCACUAUGAAAGACUAUGCAACAAAGGUUGUUGGUUUAUUUGAUGUCAUUUUGCAAGAUCCACAUGUUCUAUUUGUUUUACGAAAGCAUUAGCUUCUAUAGUUGCAAAAUUGCACUGUAAAAAGCACUUUAAAUGCUACAGCUAUUCAACUCAGCUUUACUGGGUGAUUCAUCCUAAAUACCAAACUGAUGGCAAUGUUUCUGUAACUGGACUACUGUAAACUGAUCUUUUCAUUUUAAGACAAGCUUCAGAUAACCCUUUAAUUAUUGUGAAUGCUUAACCCCUGGAGUUAAAACAGUAUACAGCUUGUAUAUUUUAACAACUUUUGCCAAACCAUUAAACUUUGACUACUAAUAUUGCAA